AUGACAGACAGUUUACUAAUUAAAGAAAGUCCACUGCUAGUUCCUCUCAAUAAAGACAAGACAGUAUAUGACGGCUUUAUCACGGUGCAGGACAGAGAUUUCCGGAUAAGGAUCUCACUCGCCCAGGGCUCACAGCUGAAGCAAGCAACGUUCCACUGUUGCUGGGAGCUCAGACGGUUGCUUCGGGGAUAUCAGCAAAUCGUAAAACAGAGAUUACACCAGUCUCCAGAUUUGGUCAGUUUUAUUUUGGAGCUCAAAGCUGUAACGGAAGUGGCUCUGAAGCACAGACCGGAAUGCCAGACUAUCCCACCGCCGCAGUACUAUUCUCGUCUAAUCACGGAGAUGGAGGCUUUAGGAUGGGAUAAACUGCUCUUCAUCGAUACUGAAUUCCGCACUCUCAAACUGAAGGGAGAAGACUCGUCUGGUCGGCAACACGCCAUUACAGUCCAUCUGAAGCCCGAGUACCCUGCCGAAGCUCCGGAAUGUUCUGCAGACUUGCCCGUUCCGCUGACGAUCACCUGGACGCCACAGAGCACCUUGGCACACAUCCACAGCCAGUUCCUCUUGUCUCUGGAGGCUCUGUCCGAGUUCUGGUCCGUGCUGGACGAGAUCGACCAACAGACCUGGGUUCUGGAACCUGAGAAGCCCACCAGAGCAGACACCAUGAGGAGAAUCGCCAUCGGUAACAACGUCUCCAUAAAGGUCGAGAUUGACCCCCGACACCCCAGGAUGCUUCCGGAAUGCUGCCUCCUCGGAGCAGAGCACGUGGUCACCCCGCUGAGGAACAGGCUGAAUGUCAACAUGCAUUUAUGGAACGUCCACCUCAGUGUCCUACAGAAUCUGAGAGAUCUUCUGGAGACAGAUCUGCCGUCGCCUGCCACCCACGAAAAAUCUAGUUUCAGCAUGGAGUGUGGCAUUUGCUACGCGUACCGGCUGGAUUCGGCGAUUCCCGACCAGGUGUGUAACGAGGCGCGCUGCGGUCAGCCUUUCCACCAGGCCUGUCUGUAUGAGUGGCUGCGGGGCCUGCCCACCAGCCGUCAGAGUUUCAGCGUGGUGUUUGGAGAGUGUCCUUACUGCGGCAAACCAAUCACAGUGAAGAUGGCAGUGUAG
This is a messenger RNA of Chanos chanos (milkfish), 1110 nucleotides long. RefSeq names its product FA complementation group L (gene fancl). Gene Ontology annotation, biological process: protein monoubiquitination; interstrand cross-link repair. Gene Ontology annotation, cellular component: Fanconi anaemia nuclear complex; nucleus. Gene Ontology annotation, molecular function: ubiquitin protein ligase activity. The record is from RefSeq and is a predicted model, not a curated record. The coding region runs from base 1 to 1110 and encodes 369 amino acids. The transcript is spliced from 14 exons. NCBI's taxonomy places the organism in Eukaryota, Metazoa, Chordata, Actinopteri, Gonorynchiformes, Chanidae.